AGGAGCCAGCAGGAGACGCAGAUGCUCUCCUUGACCGAUUGUGUUUUCUCAGGGGAGAAAGAAGCACCAUCUGUCUGUAAAGUAACACCAAACGACUGACUGGAGGCCAACUGGCAAGACCCUGCAAGGGAUUUCUCAGUUCACCAUCUAGGAAUCGCUCUUCUAAGCUCACAUCGCUCUGUUAAGGGAAUUAUUAUGGACCACUCCCUCAUUUUCCAGUGAUAUUUGUCUAAAUGUUGUUCGACAGAGGGAAAAAUUGUUUUAAUUUUCCUGCCAGAGCCUGCAUGCAUGUCCAAACGCAUUGCAGAUAAUUCUCUUCCCGCUUAUUAAGCGGCGACCUGGUGAUUUAAUCGGCCUCUGGGUUUCCUCAUUUUUCCGGUGCCCCUGGUUUGAGGAAAUAAAUAAUAACUUUCAGAUUUGAAGCGCUUUUGCCUUACAGCGUUGUAAGCGGACUGAGAGCCUUAGCUGGAUCCCCGGGGAACGCAAACAGGCGUUAACUCAGUGUUAUUGAGCGUUUCAUGUGGGGAAGGCACAUUCCGGGCUGUGUUUCGCCGCCGCUCGCCCUUCGGCCCCCAUCGCUGCUUGCCAAUCGGCCGCCGGGAGUCGCGCCGCUCCGCGUCCGCGUUUUCCCUCUCGCCUGUCAGAAGUGAGAGGAGGGGUACCGAUGCGGUCCGAUGCCAUCUGAAGGCGCCGCCGAGCUCGCUCCGCCGCCCCGAACGCAGCAGGUCCGUGUGUCCCGGUACAGGCAGCUGGUCAUUAAUCAGGCGGGGAUCCGGCGCCGGUAUGGAGAGCCGAGUCCCCCCUGAAAGCGAGCGGAUAGAGGCAUGGCUGGACGACCACCAGGACUUCGCUCAUUCCUACUUUUUGAGGAAAGCCACCAGGGAGAUGGUUAAUGCCUGGUUUGCUGACAGAAUCCACUCCAUCCAGUCCACCCGCGAAGGAUCUAGAACCCAGGCAGAGCAGUGCGUGACCCCACCCCCUACCGGUGGCCCCGCCCCAGGCACGCCCACCCGGAAGAUCUCGGCAUCGGAGUUCGACAGGCCGCUGCGGCCCAUCGUGGUGAAGGACGCGGAGGGCUCCCUGACUUUCGUCAGCGACACGGAGCGCGUGCAGAUGCCGCUGAGGAACCAGCGCGUGGAACCCAGUGCCGGGGGGGCCCCGGGAGGCGGGGGCGAUCGCUGUGGCCAGCUGCUGGAGCUGGUCCGCGAGGUCUCCAGCCACCUGGACAUCACCACGCUCUGCCACAAGAUCUUCCUGCACAUCAACGGGCUCAUCGCCGCUGACCGCUACUCGCUCUUCCUGGUGUGCGAGGACAGCUCCAACGAGAAGUUCCUGCUGAGCCGGCUCUUCGACGUGGCAGAGGGCUGCACGCUGGAGGAGGCCUACAACAACGGCAUCCGCCUGGACUGGAACAAGGGCAUCGUGGGACACGUGGCAGCCACGGGGGAGCCGCUGAACAUCAGGAACGCUUACGAGGAUCCCAGGUUCAACGCCGAAGUGGACCAGAUCACAGGAUACAAGACGCACAGCAUCCUGUGCAUGCCCAUCAAGAACCACCGAGAGGAGGUUGUGGGCGUAGCCCAAGCCAUCAACAAGAAGUGUGGGAGGGAUGGAACCUUCACGGAACAGGACGAGAAGGACUUCUCCUCGUACCUGGCCUUCUGCGGGAUCGUGCUCCACAACGCCCAGCUCUACGAGACAUCGCAGCUGGAGAACCGACGCAAUCAGGUACUGCUGGAGUUGGCCAGCCUCAUCUUUGAGGAGCAGCAGUCGCUGGAGGUCCUCCUCAGGAAGAUCGCCGCCACCAUCCUGUCCUUCAUGCAGGCGCAGUGCUGCACAGUGUUCAUCGCCGGCGACGACGCCUUGAACUCCUUCUCCAGCGUCUUUCACAUGGAGUACGAGGAGCUGUGCGAGGCCACCGACGCCCCCAAGAGAGACCAUGAUGUCAGCAAGAUCAACUACAUGUACGCCCAGUACGUGAGGAACACCAUGGAGCCGCUGAACAUCAGAGAUGUCACCAAAGACAGGCGCUUCCCCUGGACGAGUGAGAGCGUGGAACAUUCCAGUGUGUCCUUCAAGAGCCUGCUUGGUACACCCAUCAAAAACGGGAAGAAGGACAAAGUGAUAGGUGUCUGCCAGCUGGUGAACAAGAUGGACGACGCAUCGGGAAAGGUGAAAGCCUUCAACAGGAACGACGAGCAGUUCCUGGAGGCCUUCGCCGUCUUCUGCGGCCUGGGCAUCCAGAACACCCAGAUGUACGAAACCGUGGAGCGUGCCAUGGUGAAACAGGAAGUCACGCUGGAGUGUCUUUGGGUAAGCAUGUGUGGUGUGCACUCUCUCACACUCCUCUCCUCGCAGGCCUCCUCCAUCCCUUCGGCCCAGUCUCUGCAGCUCCUGGAGUUCAGCUUCAGUGACUUCGACCUAUCGGACAUGGAGACGACACAGGCCACUGUGCGCAUGUUCGUGGACCUCAGCCUGGUGCAAAACUUCCAGAUGAAGUACAAGAGCCUCUGCCAGUGGGUCCUCAGUGUAAAGAAGAACUACAGGAAGAAUGUGGCCUAUCACAACUGGAGGCACGCCUUCAACACCUCACAGUGCAUGUUCGCCAUGCUGAAGUCUGGCCACAUGCAGGGCAAGAUGAGUGACCUAGAGAUCCUGGCGCUGAUGAUCGCCACCCUAAGCCAUGACCUUGACCACAGAGGGGUCAACAACUCUUACAUCCAGAGGAGUGAGCAUCCACUGGCUCAGCUCUACUGCCACUCCACCAUGGAGCACCACCACUUUGACCAGUGCCUCAUGAUCCUCAACAGCCCGGGGAACCAAAUCCUGAGCGGCCUUUCUGUAGAUGAGUACAAAACCACCUUGAAGAUGAUCGAGAGGGCUAUUCUGGCCACUGACCUGGCGCUCUAUAUGGAAAAGCGAGGCGAAUUCUUUAAUCUCACCAAAAACAGCCAGUUUCUGUGGGAUGAUGAGUACCACAGAGAUCUGCUGAGGUCAAUGCUGAUGACAGCUUGUGACAUCUCCGCCAUCACCAAGCCCUGGCCUGUGCAGAAGAAGAUCGCCGAGCUUGUCGCCACGGAAUUCUUCGAGCAGGGAGACAAAGAGAGGCGAGAGCUCAACAUCGAGCCCAUCGACCUGAUGAACCGGGAGAAGCAGGACCAGAUCCCAGCCAUGCAGGUGUCCUUCAUCGACGCCAUCUGCACACAGCUGUAUGAGACCCUGGCAGGGAUGUCCGAGUACUGCUCGCCGCUGCUCGAGGGCUGCAGGAAGAACCGGCAGAAUUGGAAGAUUCUCGCCGAGCACGGGGACGAGAUGAUGGUCAACGGAGAAUCAUAACACCUUCCACCCUCACUUGCUGGCCGGGCGGCUCCUCGACCUCUAUAUUUAUUACUUCAAUCUGGUUUAUUUUUGCACAUAGGAGAUGCUUCUAUCAGAAAAGAAAUCCCUCUCUCUUUAUAUGUGUAUAUAUAUAUAUAUAUAUAUAUUAUAAAUAUAUAUAUCCCUCACAAUAAUGCUGCAGACACUGAAAAGCAGGAAGUCCGUGUGGCUCCUACCUUCGCUACUGAAGAGAUGCGGACAGUUUAAACACAACAUAGAUAUAUAUGAGCUCAGCCAGACUUCCACUGUGAGGGUAUAGGAACUACACUUUUUAAUAUUUCUACACCUUCUAAGCAUCACAUCUAUAUAUUUAUUUGUUGUAGCAUAUUUAUUAAUUUUAUAAGUUUAAUGUUGAAAAUAUAUAUUAAAAAAAAACUUUUAAAGGUUAACACUGAUUUUUUCCCAACAUACAUUUAUAUAUGUACAUAUGUUGCCUUACGUAAAACAUGCAAUCAGUACCAUAGGACAGGACAUCUGACCCAUACAUCAUUUGCAAAGGCUACCUGUGGGCUCUGUGAUGUCUUUACUAACACACGAUAGGUGAAUGAAGGCGUAGAAAAAGUACAAACCAUCGCAACAUUGUUGCCAGUAUAAUCUGUGACAUUUUCACUGGUAGGUUUUUUGGCAUAUCAAUGAAAGGGUCUGAUUUAAAUGCUUCAUUUGUGCGCAUUUAUUGCGAGACGAGCCACAUGCAGCCAGCUAACAGCUGUCUGAUUAGGCCCCGUGCAUCUGAAGUGUUUGAGAAGGUUAUUGUUUGAGCGCGAGGCAGGAGGCCCAGCGAGGCUGAACGUACACUUACCACUGACCGGUACGUUUGACACACAAACCGAUUAGCUGAUAGUUAUGGGAGAAUGUCUAUAACAGCGAAAGCAACUGUUCACGUCUAAGCAUCACUUUUUAUAGAUCUGUGUAGUAUGUAGAUCCUGUUAUUGCUGUGAUUGUAUUUUAAUGAAGAGAUAUCCUUCUUUCUGCGUCAGACAGAGUGUUGUGUCUCCGUGUUUGCAGAAACCAGGUUUAAGCUGUCAGAUGGGACUUGAAUGUUCGUAGGAGCCCAAACACGGAAGAGCUGAGAUAGCGUGAAACGGUGUGCGGUAGGGUUAGGGUGUAGGUGAAACAUGGUGUGCGGUAGGGUUAGGGUGUAGGUGAAACAUGGUGUGUGGUAGGCUUAGGGUGUAGGCGCACGGGACUCUGUCCCUGGGCAGGUAAAACUGUACUGUGCAAGAAAUUAUGUGUCCUUUUGUAUUUUUCAAAUGACAUUAAUACCUCUAAAACCCGUGGUCACUAACUAGUGGACUCCGGUCGGUAUCCAGACCGAAAUACAAUUGAAUCCAGAACAUGCAACCGACCCCCCCCCCCCAAUCUGCACUGUAAUGGCUUUGUGAUACUGAUGGAAUUUGGCCCUCAGGGAAGAAUUAAGGGCCGCUGCCUUAAACAGACCACUUAUCUAUAUAAAUGUACUCCUUAAUAGUAGGAUUCCAAGUAUCCUCAUGCUUUGGGUUUUCCUAGGGAAGGCAGGGUAACACCAGGUCAGUGUAUAACACUAGGUGAUCUGCACUGUGCCCAAGCACGUUUGACCCCCAAAAUCAGGUCAUGGGAACGGUAUGCAUCUAGCAUGAUCUCUAACCGUGCCUAACAGACACAAUGUCAGUGAUGCGACAGGCACACACAUGCACACAUGUACAUUAUACAUGAACUGAACCCUAAAGGAAUGGAUCGGGUAGGCUGUUCUGAUGGGGUAGUGACAAAUAUUUAACAAACAUGGCAGUAAAAGGAUCACUUUGGUCUCUGGCAGAGGUGCAGUGUUUGCAGGAAAUUUGGGGUGAUGAAAAUACCCAGGAAAAACUAGAUGCAACACACAAAAUAUUUGGUAAAAUACAGGAUAUCUUCUUAUACAUGCAGAAUGAUUAAAUGAAAAUCCCUGUUUUGCAUACUUUGUAAAUUUUUAAGAGGGCCGUGUGGUAUCGCACCCUAAACUACUCCAAAUAAGCCACAAAAUAAAGACAUGAAUCAUGAA
This is a messenger RNA of Paramormyrops kingsleyae, 5392 nucleotides long. NCBI's taxonomy places the organism in Eukaryota, Metazoa, Chordata, Actinopteri, Osteoglossiformes, Mormyridae. The record is from RefSeq and is a predicted model, not a curated record.